Messenger RNA from Nicotiana tabacum (common tobacco), 4081 nucleotides. The record is from RefSeq and is a predicted model, not a curated record. Lineage: Eukaryota; Viridiplantae; Streptophyta; Magnoliopsida; Solanales; Solanaceae.
AUGGAGGCUCCCCCGAUAUCCCCUGGGGACGGUGAAACUGGUGAAGUACACACUCUGUGGCAUGAUGCUCCACCACAUCGAAGUACAUCAUCGAGACGAAAGUGCUCCAAAGCAGUAGGUCGACUGAGCAAUAAUCGGGCAGAUGUGCUAGCAAGUCGUCGCUGCAUUGGCUUCAAGAGUGUGUUUCUCAUCACUGCGCAGCCCUACAUCUUCAGCAAUGGGUACCAGAUACGAUUCAGCGAGGAACCUUGCCAGCACUGCAAUGUAGGCUAUAUUGUACCUGAAUGGGUGGAGGCAAACCCAACUCUUUCAGUUAUAAAACAAAUCUAUGGGUCUUCUGCUACCCUUCCAGCCACAACUAUAGUGCUACCACUGAAACCUGACAAGGUGAAACCUGUUAAGCAGCAGCUUUCAAGCAUCCAUCCUGAAGUUCUUCUCUUUCUUUCAAAGAUAAAGAAGCUUUCUGUCAGGGAAGACAAUGAGGAUCCCAGGCUUAAUACCGUUAGUGCUAUUUCAAUUUCAAGUGAGACCGAUUUUGUUAAGAAGAAGAACAUUGAUGCUGAAUCCUACAUGCUCCAUCUCUCAGCUGACGAAAAAUCUGGUUUGGGGGAAUGCAGUUACUACAUGUGGAAACAGAAGUUUCCUGUUAGGCGGGAGCACAGGGUGGAUAGAAGAAUGGAUGUCGAUGAGUGGGUCAUCACAUUAGCUUUUCCCAAUGGAGAGCGCCUCAACAGGGGAACCAGUUCCCCCGGGAUUUAUGCUUUUCUUCCCACGGAGAUGGUCACGAACUUCCCUUUCAUAAUUCAGGCCGAUUUUCUUUUAGCAUCAUCAAGGGAGACAAUCCUUCUUGAUGACAUAUGGAACCGGGGCAUUCUUGACUGCGUCUCUUCUGCUUUUGUCAGUGCUUUCACAUCGCUUGUGAGAGCUAAUGAAGGUGCUCCAGUUUCUACUCUCACUCAUAUGUUUGGCUUUUUACCAGUCAAUGCAUCUCCUUAUCCAAUUCUUAACGACGUGAGAGAUUCCAUUAAAAGAAAACUGCUGGAUGAAAGUAUCAUUCCAUGCGAAUCAUACAUGGAACAACAGUUCUUCCAGAAAUCCAAUGGUGUUGGUAGGUUGAACCCUGCUUUCUGGAAUCUGCUGAACAAGGCGAGGAAGCAGGGGGUCAUAUUGCAUAACAUCUCGUCCCAUGGAACAUUCAUUGUCAACUCUNAUCUCUCCCCAGACACCUUCAUCAAUAGCAUUAAUGAUAGAAGGUGGUUGCGGACUACUCAAGGUGAGAAGACCCCUCUGGAAUCUGUUUUCUUUGACAGCGAGUGGAAUGCUGCCUCACAGAUCAGUGACAUCCCAUUCAUUGACCAAAAACAUUAUGGUGAUGAGAUUCUUUCUUUUAGAACAGAAUUGGAGCUGCUUGGAGUGGUUUUUGGUUUCAGGCAAAAUUACCAGCUUGUUGUUGACAACCUGAGGUCUCCAGCACGCCUGGGGUGCCUGAGUUCUGAUGCUUUGCUCUUGAUACUUAAGUGCAUUAACCAUCUGAGGUCAUCUGACAAAAUAUGCAGGGCACUUAGGGAUAGCAAAUGUAUGAAGACCAUAAACAUGGGGUGUAAAUCUCCAGCUGAAUGUUUUUUGCUUGAUCCUGUGUGGGGCUGCCUGCUGCAGGUUUUUGGCAGUUUUCCUCUUAUUGAUACAAAGUUCUAUGGAAGCGAUAUCUUGUCAUAUAAAAGCGAGUUGCAGAAACUAGGGGUGGUUGUUAAUUUUGAGGGGGCAACUCAAGCUUUUGCUUCUGUUUUUAAGCAGCAGACAGCGAAGGGUGCCUUAAACAAGGAUAGUGCCCUUUCUCUUCUUGCAUGCUACAGAAAGUUGAAGACAGCCAGAAUUAAGUUUCCUUCAGAUCUUAAGAGCUGCUUUCAAAAGGUCAAGUGGUUGCGAACUCGAAUUGGUGUUGAUAAAGUACCUGAAGAUUGUAUACUCUUUGGUUCAGACUGGGAAUCUAUCUCUUCAAUCUCUCUGUUGCCUUUCGUUGAUGAUAGUGAGGCUCGGUAUGGAAGGGACAUUCAUGAGUACAAGGAUGAACUUAAGAGUAUGGGAGUUACCGUGACAUUUGAAAGUGGGGUAAAGUUUGUGCCUGCAAGCCUUCGAUUACCUGAAGACCCUAGCGUCAUUACUGUUCCAGUCGCAUUCUCGUUGUUAGACUGCUUGAGGAAGUUGGAGACGGAGCAUAAUGAUCAGAUUGCUACGUUGCGGUCAAAACUUGCUAGAAAAUGGAUGAAGACUAAUGCUGGUUACAGGUCUCCAGAUAAGUGUUUGUUGUUUGGUCCCCAGUGGAAUCCUCUCUUACAGCCAGAAGAUGGUCCUUUCAUCGAUGAAAAUUUUUAUGGCUCCAAAAUAGGGUCGUAUAAGAAAGAGCUCAAGUCUCUUGGUGUUGUGGUUGAAAUUGGAGAUGGAUGCUCAUUGCUUGCCGAUUACCUUGAUUGCCACUCCAGCAGCGUCACUAUCACUCGGAUUUACAAGUACUUGAGUAAGUUCAACUGGGAACCAACUAAAGAAGAUCCUAGAAAAAUAUGGAUUUCAAAUGGUGAUAACGAUGGAGAGUGGGUGAAUCCUGAUGAUUGUGUUCUGCACGACAAAAGUGGUUUCUUUGGCCUGCAGCUGCAUGUUUUAGAAAAGCACUAUGAUAAAGAACUGAUCAGUUUCUUCUCCAAAUUAGGUGUCAAAAGCAAUCCUUCUCUUGAUGAUUUUCUCAAGCUUUGGAAGUCAUGGGAAGACGCGGACCGCAGUUUGUCACAAUCAGAGUGUCAAACCUUCUGGGAGUUCAUUGUGAAGCACUGGAGCCCAAGAACCGAGAAAUUUCUAUCUGAGAACUUGUCAAAACUUCCUGUGGGUUCAGGCUCGAACAAAAUUUUGGUGCUUGAUAAACGUGAUGUUUUUAUUGCUGAUGAUCUCUAUCUGAAGGAUUUAUUUGAACAGUCUUCUUCUCAUCCCUUGUUCGUUUGGUAUCCACAACCAAGCUUGCCAUCUUUGCCUCGGCAGAAGCUGCUUGAAAUUUAUGGCAAAAUUGGUGUUCGUAAUUUGUCUGAAUCUGUUCUGAAAAAUGGCUUGUCUUCUGUUAAUUGUGUUGGACUUGAGCAGGUGCAGCCGAAGGAAAUCUUCAUCGGAAAGGGUUUGAUUAAGUUAAUCCUUGGCUUCCUUGCUGAUCCUUCACUUCAAAUGGAAGCGCGUACGAGACAUGAAGCUCUCAAAAGCCUCGUGGAUGUUGGUAUUUGUGCGACACUGGAACCAAUAACCAUGGAUUACUGUCUGUCACUUUCUUCUGGUGAUGUCCUGAACGUGAAAGUGAGCCGAAUGAUGUGCUGGGAUAGAGAAAAUGCAAAGAUUUUUAUACAGAAGCUGGACAAAUCAGGUGGUUACAGAUGUAAGCUCGAGUUUGCUACAUAUUUCUCAGAAGUAGUUGCCGAGGGAAUUCUAAGGGAGAGAGAUGAUUUUGUGCAUCAACUGGCUGAAUUGAUCAAGUUGGGAUUCAUCCUGGAAUUCGAUGAGGCAGCUGUUGGGUUCUUGAUGAAAACAAAGAAUCUGCAGAUAUUUUUGGAGGAUGAAGAACUCCUUUCUGCUGCCUUCACUUCCUAAUAGGCAGGAAGACAUGGUUGUGAAUGGUUAGGGAGAACUUUACGGUUGGGUGAGGCCCUCUAGAGAUACCAAAUGGGAUUUCUGGUGUUCUCUGGUCUUGUGAGAAGUCUCUUGCAUGAAGAUUUAGCUUUUGUUAUAAAUCCCCGCUAGUUCUUAAUGCCCUCUGAUUUGUAGUUUGCUGCUCUAAGGUUUUCUAUGCAAUUUACUAAAUUUGCACUUGGAGAUACAGUUGCUGAAAAGCAUUAUUAUUCCUCUUUUCCAAGUUUUUAAGAUUGGUCCUCUCCAUCUUCACCCAGUUCCAUACAAACUCUUUAGUUUGCAUGCUUAUCUACCAUAAUGUGGUGUGUGUGCAUGCUCAUGCGCGUAUAGAGAAGGCAUUUAUCAAUUGGCCUUUAGCAACAAAUUGUAACUUGGAAUCCCUUGCUUGGAAUCAAUUGGUCUUUGCGUUUUAUUUUAUCUA